Messenger RNA from Schizophyllum commune H4-8, 1994 nucleotides. RefSeq lists its product as uncharacterized. The record is from RefSeq and is a predicted model, not a curated record. The coding region runs from base 356 to 1915 and encodes 519 amino acids. The transcript has 8 exons. Lineage: Eukaryota; Fungi; Basidiomycota; Agaricomycetes; Agaricales; Schizophyllaceae.
CCCAUUGCGUGCAAUUCUGGUCAACCUCGGACCACCGCUUGCUCAGACCUUCAGGAGAAGAGCCCACUUGCAAGAUCAAGUCAGUUGUGCCAGGGUGAACAAGCCGCCUAAAUCACGCUCGAUCUCGGAAACCUGCUCCCACAACAUCUGAAGGAUCGGGAGCCCCUUGAGCGACAAACGCCCCGAAGACCGAAUUUUGGCGCAUAUAGUCACCAAGUAAAUGCGCGCAUAGACCUCAAAGCGAAUCUCAAGGCUAUUAUCGCCCACUGAUUUUCAGUCCAGUCCCGAUGCGUACUCUGCCGGACUCCGUUACCUUCCAUCCAGUCUGUUCGCCGCUCUCCUUGACCCUCGUCAAAUGACGCCGAAGUCCAUCGUCAGGCGCCGCAUGCCGUUCCCAAAGCUCGCGCGGAUCCGGAAGCGCUUGCUGCUCCCGCGGAUUCAGAAGUGUCUUUUGCCGGCGCGGAUCCAGAAGCGUCUUUCGCUCCCGCUAUCCCCGCGCUCGGCCGUGGGCAUUGUUCUCCCACGCGAUCCCCGUAUGGCGAUUCUGAGGACGCCUUCGAUUGACGAUGCCGCCCACUACCACGACGAAGAGCGCGCCGCGCAAGUACGGUGGCAAGAGCAAGUGGGAUUUGCGCGCGCUUGGUGUGGUGAGAAGGUCGCUGAGCCAUAUACCAAGUCCACAAAGAAGAGCAAGGUCGGCGCGGCGAAGCCUGCAGUCGCGACAAAGCCUGCGAACGCGAAGCCCGGCGCGACAAAAGCGUCAAACUCGACGAACACGAACGACGAAACGAUGAACACGAACAUAAACAACGAGACAGUGAACGCGAACAUGAAGAACGAAGGUGGCAAAGUGCAGGAUAGGGAGGUCAUGGAGAUGUUCCGGAAAUUCCAAGAGGCUCAGGCGGCCGAAGCGCGGGCAGCGGGCGAGGUCGUUGGUUGCUCGGAGAAGUCCCAAGCUUGUAUCGUCUCAGAGCCGUCCACCGCCUUCACCGACAAGCCCUCGUUCGACUUUGGCAGUUCUGAUUCUUCCAACAUCUUCGGCGUCUUCGACUCAACCAACAUCUUCGACGACAAGCCAUACGAUAUCUUCGGCCUCCACGAGUCACCUGAUAUCUUCGAAGACAAGCCCUCGUUCAAUUUCGCUACCACGGCCAGCGGGGAGCUGGUCCUUCUCAACUCGCAGGGUGUCGAGGUGUCGGUUUUGGGGACGUAUUCGAUUCCAGCAAAGGAUCGGACGCCUACUUUCGAGGGAGAGGUGCAUUUCUUCAGAGACUGGACCCAAGAACAACUCGACGAGGAGCAGCACGCGCCCAUUAACGACCGAAAAGCCGCCCGCCUUCGCCUAAGACGCAAGCGUUUCGACUUCGUCGGCGGGCCGGGGUAUAGGGUGUAUCUGGCGAGGAGAGAACGCCGCCUCACCGCAGACGAGGACGACUUCCUCCCCCGCAAGCGCAUGCACACCACCGAAGACCUUGCCAAUAUGCGCGCGAAGUGGAAGGUGAGGAGGGAGAGGCCGCUAAGGGAAAGGGCGCUGCGGAGGUGUCUGAGGAUGGCGUAUGCGGGGCGGGUGGGUGAGGGGGCUGGGGGGGACGCGGAUAAGGCGCGUAAGGAGGAGGAAGAUAAGGGGCGUGUGGUACUCAUGAGGCGAGCGGUGCUUUUGAGGCUGAAGGCGGAUGUUGGCAUGGGCGACGACGUCUACCAGGUCGACGAGGUUUAUGCGGCGGGUGGUGAGGAUCAUCCGUUGGGCGAAGAGGAUCAUCACAUGGAAAGCCUGGAGGAAGGGGAGGGGGAGGACGAAGACCAUCCAAUGGACGACGGAGAAGAGAACGAGGACGACGACGCGGACGCGCCCCGCGUCCCAUUCCAGCGCGAGUCGACGCCUGAGCCGGAGGGGGAGGAGGAUUGGAUUAUGUAGGAUUUACAGAGUGUACUGAAGGAGGAGCGUGGAGAGGCGUGUGAGGUGCCGAUAGGUAGGGUGGUAUGUAGGAUCAAAC